UGUGAAGAUGGGCGGACUUUAAAACACAGCAGGAAAAGACAGGAACGCCGAUCCUUCCCCGGAGCACAACAAAAAGAAAACGAUGGCUGCCAUACGUAAGAAACUUGUCAUAGUGGGUGAUGGAGCUUGUGGAAAGACAUGCUUGCUGAUUGUUUUCAGUAAAGACCAGUUCCCUGAGGUCUACGUGCCCACAGUGUUUGAAAACUAUGUAGCGGACAUUGAGGUUGAUGGAAAGCAGGUAGAACUAGCCUUAUGGGAUACUGCUGGACAAGAGGACUAUGAUCGGUUAAGACCACUGUCCUACCCUGAUACAGAUGUUAUUCUUAUGUGCUUUUCCAUCGACAGUCCUGAUAGCUUGGAGAAUAUUCCAGAAAAGUGGACACCAGAGGUGAAGCAUUUCUGUCCAAAUGUUCCUAUCAUCCUCGUGGGUAACAAAAAGGAUCUCCGACAUGAUGAGCACACACGAAGAGAACUUGCCAAAAUGAAACAGGAGCCCGUAAAGCCAGAGGAAGGGCGAGAUAUGGCCAACCGAAUCAGUGCCUUUGGAUACUUGGAGUGCUCUGCCAAGACAAAAGAUGGAGUGAGAGAAGUGUUUGAGAUGGCCACCAGAGCUGCGCUGCAAGCAAGGAAACGUGGCAAAAAGAGUGGCUGUCUGCUGUUAUAGAAACCUGUAGAGGAGAGGAUAUCAGUUAACACAGCCCAGAAGACUUAAAAACAGGGAGGGGAGGGAUAGAUUGGACAAGCCUAGCAUUCAUGUCCCAGUACAGUUGGCAUAUAAGACUGAUACUGGGACAAUGUGUCAGACAAACAAUGAGAGACCAAUGGAAAGACUUUGGGAACAGCUGGGAAUAGGUUGGCGUUAUUUCCUGUCAUCACAAAGAUUGGGGUAAAGCGAUUUCUGGUAAUAUCAAGCAAAAACGUUGAGAUCAAAUGUAUAAAUGGACUCUAUACCCUUUGAUGUAGUUAUUUUUUUCUUUCUUUACUUUUUAGCCCCAAACUGUUAUAUGCCGGUUUUAAAAAAUGUUUCUCCUGUAUGCAUCUCUUUUAGGUUUACCUUCCUGUCUUUAACAACUGUUUUAUGUGUUGGACAGAUUGUAUGUAUGUAUGUUUGUUUGUAUGUUUGUUUGUAUAUGUAAGAAUAUGAAUGUUUGUCAAAAUGAGUGCAUGUCCAGGUUUUUUCUUUGUACAUGAGUGUAUCUGGCCAGCUUUAUUCUACUCCGCUAGUUCAGUGAACACACACUGAACAUUGAAGUGGGGUGUAUUGUGUUUAACCUCCCACUUAAGGCAUUUCUCUUUUUAUAGCUGAUGUUUCAAAAAAGUCUGGGCUGUACAUUAGGGAUCUAAACCAUUUAGCGAUCCUGAAGCGCAUAUAUAUAUAUAUAUAUAUAUAUAUAUAUAUAUAUAUAUAUAUAUAUAUUAAUUAAA
Messenger RNA from Xyrauchen texanus (razorback sucker), 1425 nucleotides. RefSeq names its product ras homolog gene family, member Ac (gene rhoac). Bases 83 to 664 code for a protein of 193 amino acids. The record is from RefSeq and is a predicted model, not a curated record. NCBI's taxonomy places the organism in Eukaryota, Metazoa, Chordata, Actinopteri, Cypriniformes, Catostomidae. Gene Ontology annotation, biological process: cell migration; stress fiber assembly; small GTPase-mediated signal transduction. Gene Ontology annotation, molecular function: GTP binding; GTPase activity. The transcript has 5 exons. Gene Ontology annotation, cellular component: cleavage furrow; dendritic spine.